AUGAGCCUCAUUUCGUCAACAUGCGUCGCCGGUGUAGCAGUCGGCCUGACUUUCACCACGGCCAUAUUCGGGCCAAACCUCAAGUGCCUUCCCGGCAUGUACCAUAUAAGAUCUCUAUACUCUGUUCUUGUGUGGAAGAACCGUGCUAAGCUUGAUGAUCACCAAUCUCUAUUCAAACCAGAAGUCCUCACCACCUGGUGCCCUCUCAUGGAGAUCGACAUGAACUUACACAAGACAAACUCGAGUUACUUCUCCGACUUGGACGAAAGCCGGCUGCGGGUUCUGGCGCGAGUCUUCCCCGAUUGUCUCCAGCUAGGCGGCGCAAAGGUGAAUCUCGCCUUGGGAGGCGUCGCCUGCACCUUCUUCAAGGCGAUUUCCCCCCUCCAGAAAUAUGAGUUGCAAUCGCAAAUUUUAUCGUGGGAUGAGAAGUGGCUGUACAUGGCCAGUUACUUUCUAGUAUCCGGAGGCAGUCGUCGACUGUCCGCUGCUCGAGACGGUCCCAAUCAAGAUGAGAAGGCUCUUGAAGAAGUUGCUCGCUCUGUUGUAAUCGCUGCAGUCGUCUCCAAGUAUUGUUUCAAGGAGGGAAGGAAAACAGUCUCUCCGGAGACAAUGUUGCGACGCAGAAAGAUUUUGAGUCCGGAAUCCGAAGACGAAUUAAGCCGAAAGAACAUGGAGGGCAUGCGUAUUGCUUUGUCUCUGAAUCAAAUGGGUGCAUUGAGAGCCGCCCUCUGA
This is a messenger RNA of Metarhizium brunneum ARSEF 3297, 732 nucleotides long. RefSeq lists its product as uncharacterized. The record is from RefSeq and is a predicted model, not a curated record. NCBI's taxonomy places the organism in Eukaryota, Fungi, Ascomycota, Sordariomycetes, Hypocreales, Clavicipitaceae.